UGUUAGUAGUGGCGUUCAUUUUGUUUUCUUGUAGAACCACUCAUACAAACCCCUUAUACCUGGAUUCCCUAUUCACCCAACAACAGCUCAUCAGCCGUUACUGUAAGAAAUAAAAAUGUCAGCAAAGCGCAAAGCAGGUGGAAACGGCAAUGGCCCGAGCAAGCGUCGCCCAAAGAAAAAGGAAUCCGAUUAUGAGGAUGAUGUUAGCGAGGAUUCAGGAGAUGAAGCAAAAGCGUCUACCAAUCAAGUAGAAGUUCUCAUCCAACAUGACGAAUUGGAUCCACCCAGUAAACUGCCAGAAGAUUUAUUAGCCACAAUGGAUAAGGCACCAGGUCAAUUGCUCAUUGCAGGAAUGGUCACAUGGGAUCUGACCGGUAAACGUGAUCGAAAAAAUGUUGUUAAAGUUCGUCCAAAUCUGUUCAAUUUUCAUCGCUUUACGGACGAAAUGAAACUUACAGUGGAAGAUUUAUUAAGCGGACACUUUAAUUCAAUCUGCAAUUCUGUCUGCUUAAGAGAAGUGUCCGUUAAAGAGAAAGUAGUUACCAUGAAAAGUAAUAACUAA
Messenger RNA from Teleopsis dalmanni, 562 nucleotides. RefSeq lists its product as uncharacterized. Bases 116 to 562 code for a protein of 148 amino acids. The transcript has 3 exons. Lineage: Eukaryota; Metazoa; Arthropoda; Insecta; Diptera; Diopsidae. The record is from RefSeq and is a predicted model, not a curated record.